Messenger RNA from Salvelinus fontinalis (brook trout), 3585 nucleotides. RefSeq names its product P2Y purinoceptor 4-like. Gene Ontology annotation, cellular component: plasma membrane. The record is from RefSeq and is a predicted model, not a curated record. The transcript has 2 exons. Gene Ontology annotation, biological process: G protein-coupled receptor signaling pathway; transepithelial chloride transport. Bases 345 to 1439 code for a protein of 364 amino acids. NCBI's taxonomy places the organism in Eukaryota, Metazoa, Chordata, Actinopteri, Salmoniformes, Salmonidae. Gene Ontology annotation, molecular function: G protein-coupled purinergic nucleotide receptor activity; G protein-coupled UTP receptor activity.
AGUUGUGUCAAGUUGGCUGGAUGCCCUUUGGGUGGUGGAUCAUUCUUGAUACACACGAGAAACUGUUUAAGCGUGAAAAACCCAGCAGUGUUGCAGUUAACUUGCCUCAGUAAUAUCUGAGUUUUAUUUCAGGGGGAAGGAUUAGAAGAACGGGGCAUAUUUCCUUUAGACCGGACAGUCAGUCAGACGCAUAUCCCGUUUCCCAUUUCUAUCCAAGCCGUUUGCAGAGAUAGUGCACUCACUGCACUGAGAGCAGCGGUCACAAGUCAAGUCCGUCUCGGCAAGUUAUUAUCUACGGUGGAUAUUACAAUACAAGUCUUAGCUCUCUGCUGAAGAGACAGAAGAUGGACUCAGCCAUUAACAGCCACCUUGUGCAGAACCAGUCCAUUCUUCUGAGUGCUGGUUAUUCCAACGAGACCUGUCGCUUCGAUGAGGAGUUUAAGUACAUCCUACUGCCUGUUUCCUACAGCCUGGUGUGCGUUCUGGGUCUGGUGCUGAACUCUGUGGCUCUGUGGAUGUUCCUGACCAAGAUGCGACCGUGGAACACCAGCACCGUCUACAUGUUCCACCUGGCCCUCUCAGACUUCCUGUACGUUCUCUCUCUGCCCACCCUCAUCUACUACUACGCUAACCGUAGCCACUGGCCUUUCGGCGUGGCCGCCUGCAAGAUCGUCCGCUUCUUGUUCUACGCCAACCUCUACUGCAGCAUCCUCUUCCUCACCUGCAUCAGCGUCCACCGCUACCUGGGCAUCUGCCACCCCAUCAAGGCCCUGACCAUGGUGAAGCCACGCCAUGCCCACGCCGUGUGUGGAAUGGUGUGGGCUGCUGUCACGGCGUGUUUGGUGCCCAACCUCCUCUUUGUCACCACCAGCCAGAGGGACAACGACACGAUGUGUCACGAUACGACCAAUCCCGAGCAGUUUGAGGAGUAUGUGGACUACAGCUCUGCGGUCAUGGUCCUGCUGUUCGGCGUCCCCUUCAUAGUCAUCAUGGUCUGUUACUGUCUGAUGGCACUGGCUCUGUGUCGGCCCAGACGGGGGCUCUUGUCCAGCCAGCAGAACUCACCCUCACGCACCAAGUCCAUCAAGCUAAUUGUGGUGGUGCUGGUGGUGUUCGCCGUGUGUUUUGUACCCUUUCAUAUCACACGCACCCUCUACUAUACCUACCGUGUACUGAAUGCCAAAUGUGAAUUCCUGAACGUCGUCAACUUUGCCUAUAAGAUCACCAGGCCUCUGGCCAGUGUGAACAGCUGUAUUGAUCCCCUCCUGUAUUUCCUGGCUGGGGAUCACUACCGCUCUAAGCUGGUCAAAGCUCUCACUGGAAAUAGACCGACAACCACCUCUGCUGCCUGCCUGAAAAAGCGCCCCAAAAAGAACCAUGAGAUCGCGCUGGUCUAUAAGAACCCAGAGCCUAAAGCCAGCGCUGAACCUAUGAGAUAGUGGAUUAUACAUAUGGACAACUAUGGGUCAUCAUAUAGAUAUGCCUAAACUCCAUGAUAUAAACAGGGAGGAAACAGGUAACAGUCCUAGGCUGGCCACUACUCAGCUGCACUUUCUUUAGAUGCUGUUCUGUCAUUUCAGACACAGGAUGACUACUGUCCAGGGUGAACGAAGGGGCCUCUUGACAGAGCUCAGACCUGAAUGAGAAAUUCAGUUCCUAUAAGGCUGUUGGGUCAACGCAGCUAAUGUCAUAUUAAAGAGAAUGAAGAAGUGGGAGUACGGUUGAGUUCAGAAAACAGUGGUGGAAAAAGUACCCAAUUACCAUACUUGAGUGAAGUAAAAAUGAAAGUCACCCAGUAAAAUACUACUUGAGUAAAAGUCUAAAAGCAUUUGGUUUUAAAUAUACUUAAGUAUCAAAAGUAAAUGUAAUUGCUAAAUUAUACUUAAGUAUCAAAAGUAAAAGUAAAAGUAUACAUUAUUUCCAAUUCCUCAUAUUAAGCAAACCAGACGACAUCUUUUUCUUGCUUUUUUAUUUAUGUCUGUUUAGUGAGUCCGUCAGAUCAGAGGCAGUAGGGAUGACCAGGGAUGUUCUCCCGAUAAGUGCGUGAAUUGGACCAUUUCCCUGUCCUGCUAAGCAUUCAAAAUGUAAUGAGUACUUUUGGGUGUCAGGGAAAAUGUACAGAGUAAAAAUACAUUAUUUUCUUUAGGAAGUAAAAGUUGUCAAAAAUAUAUAUAACUAGUAAAGUACAGAUACCCCCAAAAAACGAAUUAAGUAGUACUUUAAAGUUCUUUACACCGCUGGAAAACAGUCUCCUUAUCACCACUAACACUUUAAAACAGUGUUGUAAGUAUGUAGUACUGUGAGACAUCUACAUUCCCCCUUGUUAGUAAGAAGCUAUGGCAGGUAGCCUAGUGGAUAAGAGUAACUGAAAAGUUGAGGGUUCAAAUCCCCAAGCCGACUAGGUGAACAAUCUGUUGAGCAAGGCACUUAACCCUAAUUGCUCCUGUAAGUUGCUCUGGAUAAGAGCUUCUGCAAACAUGUAAAAGCCAAGUCUGUUUAAUACAUGUACUCUACAGUCUCUUCCUACUCUGAAUGCUUAUCUAUUAAUUUAAUUCUGCCGGUUAUAGUGCUUGUAAGACAAGAGUUCAAAUCCUUUCAACCAGGGAAACAAAACCGUUUAUGUGCCUCUGUCUGAGCCAAACUGUAGUCUCAUAGAAUUAAUUCUUAACUGACUUGCCGAGUUAAAUAAAUAACAUAAAAUAAAAAUAUUACCACAGACUGUUAUGCAAAGCCUGUUAUGCACAGUAGUUACAGGACUCUGAAGAGCAGGAGGAAAUGUAUGUAAUCUGUCAUCUGUUUGUUCAGAUUUGUGUUAUUAUGGUAGCACGUACUCAGAGAGAGGCUCUGUGGAUGGGUAUGACAGAAUGGAUUAUUAUGGAUUAUCAGUGAGUUACUGUGAUCAUCAAAAGCAUCUCUUCCUAUAACAAUUUUAAAAUAUGAUCCAAGGAGUUUGGCUGGUAAAAAUGUCUUCCAGUCAGAGUGGAGGUGACGUUACAAUUAUCAAAAAAACUCAGAGGUUGAGGCAAGCUGAAACAGUUCAACAGAAACAGUGUGUGUUAUCUAAAAAAUGUGUGGAGCUAAAGCACUAGUCCUCUCCCAGCUGUUUGUGUCCUUCAGCACAGUCUCCACAAAUGUCUGUCUGUCUGUCUCUGCUGUGAGGAAACCAGGGGAGAGGUGGUGUGAGGGAGUAGAGGGACUGAAUGGGUGUGUAGGCUGGAGUAUCAACUCCAUCCAACAACCCACACGUUGGAUAAAGAGGAGAUUUUCCUGCAUUACCCCAUUUGGAUUCAUUACUUGACCCAACAUGGUCUUUUUCCGCACUAGUUUUGGUUGUUGUUGUUGUUGCUGCACUCAGAAAGACUGCCUUACUUUCCAUGUGAAAGCAGAUGUCUCUGUAAAGCAGAUUGCAGGUUAGAGGUCCAUUCCUAAGGGUAUUUGAAGUACUAUACUGCUGUACUUCAUAUUAAAGCUACUGGUUGUGUUUAUAAAAGGCAUUAUAACUCCGGUUCAAGGUAUGAUAGGAAGGCACAUGGUUCAAUAGGUUUAUAACAAUAUCAUGCCAUUAAAUCUAUUUUUAUAAAUACA